Messenger RNA from Malania oleifera, 2135 nucleotides. RefSeq names its product serine/threonine-protein kinase PEPKR2. Bases 511 to 1923 code for a protein of 470 amino acids. Gene Ontology annotation, biological process: peptidyl-serine phosphorylation; protein autophosphorylation; intracellular signal transduction. NCBI's taxonomy places the organism in Eukaryota, Viridiplantae, Streptophyta, Magnoliopsida, Santalales, Ximeniaceae. The record is from RefSeq and is a predicted model, not a curated record. The transcript has 4 exons. Gene Ontology annotation, molecular function: calcium/calmodulin-dependent protein kinase activity; calmodulin binding; ATP binding. Gene Ontology annotation, cellular component: cytoplasm; nucleus.
GAAGAGGUUCACACAAUUUUUUCUUCGUUUUAUUUUCUUCUUCUCCUGCUACUUCUUCUUGAAGUUCUUGCUUGUUUUUUUUUUGGCCAUACGUCAUUAAGAUGAUUAAACUUCCGCGUGACUAAGGGGGGGUAUGGCAGCGCGACGGCGUACCGCCGUUUCGCCCCAACGUCUUCGCCGCUUAAAAUUUCGUUCGCUAAAGUCGAUCCCGUAUUGUACUGCACUCGCCACGUAGGUUUCCUUAAACUCCUCCAUACUCCCUAAUUUAUUUUUCCCAAUUCCGACUCCAUUUAUCUGUCGGAGAUUUUAGGGUUUCGAUUUGGUUCUCCGUCCAGGACUGGAAAGUCUUCAAUUGAAUCGCUUGUGGAAAUAAGUAAUUUCUCUGUAAUCUGCCGAGCAUAUGAUUCAUAAAGAUGUGAAGUUGAUGAAUUGAAUAAUCGCGACACAGUUGAAUGUACUGAUGGUUUAGUAGAGCAUGGAUUUGGACCGGAUGGCAUAAGCACGGGAUUGAUGAGGAUGAAGAGGAAGGGAAGCGAAGUGGAUGUGUGCUUGAAGAGAGCGCCGUCACCCUGUGAUUCGCAGUCAUCGUUGUCGAAUAUUAGGGCUCAUUAUUCGUUAGAAGAUUAUGCGAGGUUGAAGAAGCGGUGUAGAGAUGGGGGUUGUGAUAAGCCCGUUGGUUCUUGUAAAAGUAGGCUUGAGGGCGUAGCAACGGCGCCACCUUGUGGAGUUUCAUCAUUGGUCCGUCCUGGAAGGGGCCUCAAGAGGAAGAUAGGGUGUAUUGAUGUCGCCACUAAAUUGGGCAGGAAAAAGAAGAUUGAAGAUGAUUAUGUUUCAGGCGCCACAAUUGGGCAUGGUAAAUUUGGGUCCGUUUCGAUUUGCCGGAGUAGGGUUAGUGGAGUGGAAUUUGCUUGUAAGACCUUGAAAAAGGCUGACGAGACGGUUCACAGAGAGGUGGAGAUAAUGCAGCAUUUGUCAGGUCAUCCAGGUGUCGUGACAUUGCAGGCAGUUUAUGAGGAUUCGGAGUGUUUUCAUCUUGUUAUGGAGUUGUGUUCUGGGGGACGUUUGGUUGAUCAGAUGGUUGACGAGUGGUACUCAGAGCACCGGGCAGCUAAUAUACUGAAGGAGUUGAUGGUGGUCAUAAAAUACUGUCAUGAUAUGGGGGUUGUACAUAGAGAUAUAAAGCCUGAAAAUAUUCUUCUUACAUCAUCUGGGAAAAUAAAGCUUGCAGAUUUUGGGUUGGCCAUGAGGGUGGCAGGAGGUCAGACAUUGACCGGUUUGGCUGGUAGUCCAGCUUAUGUUGCUCCAGAAGUUUUGAUAGGGAACUAUUCUGAGAAAGCGGAUAUAUGGAGUGUUGGUGUCCUCUUACAUGCUCUUUUGGUUGGUGUUCUUCCAUUUCAAGGAGAUUCUCUAGAGGCUUUGUUUGAGGCAAUAAAAAAUGUGAAGCUGGAUUUCCACACAGGGAAGUGGAAUGGCAUUUCUAAGCCUGCACGGAACCUAAUUGAGCGAAUGCUGACAAGGGAUGUUUCAGUCAGGAUUACAGUAGAUGAAGUAUUAGUGCAUCCAUGGAUUUUGUUCUACACAGAGCGAACACUGAAAAGGCUAUGCAUCAAGUCAAAGUCGAAGAGCCAGUCAGAAUUGGCUUCUGAUCAAAUUUCUGUGCGACCCAGAACGUAUUCUGGGGAAGAAAUGGACAAUGACUCAUUAAGCAAGGGUUCAACUCUAUCGCCUCUAUCCCAAAGCUUGGGAUGCAAGUCAAAGGAGCAGGAACAUGAUGACUCUGGACUGGUGGAUGCACUUGCAGUGGCAAUUUCACAGGUGAGGAUUUCAGAACCAAAGAGGAGCAGGCUGUGUGGACCGAGUGGACCAAUGCAAGAGCACCCUUCUUCCAAUUUGAAGGCCAAUGCUCUUUGUAAAGCAUUUUGAUCCUGCCCAAAUAACCAGCUGACUGACACAACCAGCAUAUAUCUCGUUGUUGUUACUGUUGUCCCCCCCCCCUAAGGCAGGGUGCACUUGACUACGGUGGAAUUAACCUGCUGAUUACUGUCAUUCCUACUGGAACAAAGUGUUUCCUUGGCCCUGGAUUUGUUCAUAUGGGAAGAUUGAAAUUUUAACUACACUUGAUUUUGACUUGGAAA